GUUCACCAACGUCACGGUUUAAUACCAAUUGCGAAGCCUGGUGAUAAUGAUAUUCGGUGCCUUGUAAAGGCGUGUACAUGUGCUGGCAAGGCCACUGAAGGAACUGGAGGAGAACUUCCGGCUUCUAAGUUCUCACUGAACAGUGAAAAGUUGGCAGCGCUAUAGAUAACGCACCUGAUUACAUCCGAUCAAUGUCCAAGGAUUAAUGUUCGCUGUCACCAACCGGCGUCUCUUCAUCGACACACUCCCACCAUCUUACGAAUUGCUGCUUCCGAGCGCUUAGCAUAACAGAUAAUGUACAGUGUCCUGCCAUUCCCAAUCUCUGCACUUUAUGGGAUAUAUGGGCUCUUCAAGUUACUUCGGGUCCUUUUGACCUUUUUGGUACCUUCGAUUCCUGGUCCCAAUGAUGGUAUCCAUCUUGCCGUUAGCCCCCAAUGCGGUCCCCUGUCUGGCACAGUUUCGGACUUCAACGCUGGUCUAAAUCUUCCUCAAUUUAAGACCAUCGUUUCAUUCGGCGACUCAUUCACUGAUGGUGGAAGGCAUGAUGGUGGCCCUCUCGAGCCUGCUGUGAUGAUCCCAUCAUAUCCUCUAGCAGGCGGUCGUUCGACCAACGGACCGGUUUGGGUCGAGGGCAUUGCCAGUGACAUUGGUGCCAAGGUCAUGGAUUAUGCCUGGUCGAGCGCUGUUACAAACAUCAGCUUGUGGCCUAGCAACCCAUAUCCCCGGGACUUCAUCAUGCAGACGACAAUAUUCAUAAACCAAUCUAAUAAAUUGGAUCCGGAAACUACCCUGUAUACAAUCUUCUUUGGAAUUAACGAUUGGGGAGACUCCUUUGUGGACGGAAACCACCUACCACAAGCAGCACAAAAUAUCCUAGGCCAGAUCGCUCUUCUUUCUUCUCCGCCCACUAAUGCCCGCAACUUCCUCAUCACUGACGCAUACGGCCGCGGGCGUCAUAACGCAUGGGGCGAAGCAUGGCUUCAAUCAAUUUUUGAUGGGCUUGCUGUGUUCCGCUCGCAGGAUCCCCCUCUGAAUGUUGCUUUGGCCAAUUUUGCGACGAUUUGGGAUGGUGUGCUUGGAUCUGAUCCAGGCUAUGAGGCUUUUGGGUAUACAAACCCGGGUUCUUGUUUUAUCGAUGGUAAUACGUGCGAUGACCCGGAACAUUAUUUCUAUUGGUUUGACGGGCAUCCCUCCAAACAGACUCAUAGGCUCAUGGCGGACUAUGUGGAAGAAGUACUGACGCAGUGUCGUGUAUAAUUUUGUUUGCUGUACUGUUAUUGAGUAACAUCGGACUUUGAGACGCCAA
Suillus clintonianus is the source of this 1306-nucleotide messenger RNA. RefSeq lists its product as uncharacterized. The coding region runs from base 295 to 1257 and encodes 320 amino acids. Gene Ontology annotation, molecular function: hydrolase activity, acting on ester bonds. The transcript has 10 exons. The record is from RefSeq and is a predicted model, not a curated record. Lineage: Eukaryota; Fungi; Basidiomycota; Agaricomycetes; Boletales; Suillaceae.